AAAAGGACUGAACAACAGGCUCUACACACACAUGCACGCACACGCAUAAGCACACAUCUCUCCAGAGCGUUGAUUUAUGGAAACAAUUAUUAUUUUGGUGGAGUCUUUCUGAGCUGAGAAAGUUUGUAGCUGCAGUGGUGUGUCUCAUGUUGCAAAAAGCAGACAACAGAAAUGGAAUACUUGGGUAUCCAGCUCUUAUCAACAGGAACAAAUCUUUUACUUUCAGUGCAAGCAGCAAAUUCAAGUAGUACAGAAGGUUACAGCAACAAAGGUUUUUAUAACUUGUGUCUUUAAAGGAUAUUCUGACUGAAGAGAUAUUUAAGAAGCUCUUCUAUUUCGCCAUUAACUAUUAAGGAAUAACGAUCAGAAUUCUAGAAGAGGGAACAAUCUCAUUUAAAUGAAUCUGUAACUCGUAAAGACAGAAGGCAGGUCGGUGACCUAAGAGCAACAGUCUACUUGAGAUUUAAUUUUCAUUAUGUUGUUCAUGAACACCCAGAACACUGCACUAUAAUGCACAAAUGGAUACUGACAUGGAUCCUGCCAAUUUUGCUCUACAGAUCAUACUUUUACAUUAUCUUUCUAAUGGGCACUAUAUCUUUAGCUUGCAAUGACAUGACUCCAGAGCAAAUGGCUACAAAUGUGAACUGUUCCAGCCCUGAGCGACAUACCAGAAGCUAUGAUUAUAUGGAAGGGGGGGAUGUAAGAGUGAGAAGACUUUUCUGUCGAACUCAGUGGUAUAUGAGGAUUGAUAAGCGAGGCAAAGUAAAAGGGACGAGAGAAGCAAACAACAACUACAGUAUUCUAGAAAUCCGAACAGUGGCAGUUGGAAUAGUGGCAAUCAAAGGAGUGGAAAGUGAAUACUUUCUGGCAAUGAACAAGUCAGGAAGACUCUAUGGAAAGAAAGUAUGCAAUGAGGAUUGCAACUUCAUAGAACUAAUUGAAGAAAACCAUUAUAAUACAUAUGCUUCUGCAAAAUGGACACACAAAGGAAAAGAGAUGUUUGUUACUUUGAACCACAAAGGUGUUCCCAUGAAGGGUAAAAAAACAAAGAAAGAACACAGAGCAUCCCACUUUCUUCCUCUGGCAAUAUCCUAAUCAUACAUGAUCUGUACAGAACUAGUUCCAGCAGGAAGAUUAUUUUUAAGAAGAUUAUUUGACAAGGUAUCAAGAGAGGCUGGAAUACUACUGAGAAACUGAACAAGCUGGACUUGCGCAUUUAUGUUUAUUUUUAAGAGACUACGUGGAAAAGAUUUGAAAAUAUACACAAAACCAGAUUUCCUAACUAAAAGCUGUAAAAAAUUCUAAAGAGUUGUACAAUCAUUAUCUUAGUCAUUUUAACUGGGUAGUUUCUUAAAUUAAUUUACCCUGAAGAAUAAGUCAUGACUUGAUUAUCUGAUAAUAUUUAAUUUAAAUGAAAAAAACACACACACACACACAAAAAAAAACAGUAAACAAUCUGCUUCUUAAAUAUGGCUGCUAUAAUAAUAAUAAG
Messenger RNA from Tympanuchus pallidicinctus (lesser prairie-chicken), 1492 nucleotides. RefSeq names its product fibroblast growth factor 7 (gene FGF7). The record is from RefSeq and is a predicted model, not a curated record. Gene Ontology annotation, cellular component: cytoplasm. Gene Ontology annotation, molecular function: type 2 fibroblast growth factor receptor binding; growth factor activity. The coding region runs from base 511 to 1095 and encodes 194 amino acids. Gene Ontology annotation, biological process: positive regulation of peptidyl-tyrosine phosphorylation; animal organ morphogenesis; positive regulation of DNA-templated transcription. The transcript has 4 exons. NCBI's taxonomy places the organism in Eukaryota, Metazoa, Chordata, Aves, Galliformes, Phasianidae.